GUUUUUUAAUUGACUAUCAUGGAGUUACAAGUGCUGCCUCUGCCCAUUUUGCUGCUAAUGCUCGGCCUGAUAUCAACCAGUCAGGCCAACAAACCACGCCUCACCAUCGACAAUAACUACAAAAAUAUGUUGGUUCGCCUAGCCGUAGGUCCAGCUGGAAAGCGUGGUGAAGUGCAAAAAUUGCGAGCUGGCCGCGUCGAGGUUAGCUUUGAUUUUGGGGCCUCAUGGGGCACCAUUUGCAGUACCGGCUGGAGCAUGCGGGAGGCGAAUGUGGUAUGCCGUCAAUUAGGAUUGGGCUAUGCCUCCAGGGCCACACAAAACACAGAGUAUGGCGAUAGCAAAAAUCAUCCCUGGGCAAUGGUGGGAACACUUUGCCGUGGUACAGAGCGACGUCUGGCUGACUGCUUCCGUGAAUCGCGUUAUCCGCAAAUUUGCAAUGCCCCUAACAAAAAUAUUAGCAUCGUCACCUGCGUGAGUAAGUCCCCAGAUUUGGAAAUCGGCUUGAGGGACAUCGAGAGAAGUGCUCGACUCGAGUCCGUUCCCAUGACGCGCUUGACUUGUGCCAUGGAAGAGAAUUGCCUAUCGGCCGAUGCUUAUGUGAUACGACAAACCCAACCUAAGGCCGAGCGCAUUCUGCUGCGCUUCUCCGUUAAGGCCAUGAAUGUGGGCACUGCAGAUGUGAGUCCUUAUGCCAAUUACAGGGACUGGACGUGGCAUCAGUGCCACAGACACUAUCACAGUAUGAAUGUCUUUGCCACCUUCGAUGUGUAUGACUUGAGGUACAGGAAAGUUGCCCAGGGUCACAAGGCCUCCUUCUGCCUGAUGGACUCGGAGUGCAAUGCAGGUGUGGCCAGGAAAUACACCUGUGGCAACACCACCCAAGGUAUCUCUGUUGGUUGUGCGGACACCUAUACCGAUGUCCUAGACUGUCAGUGGGUCGAUGUGACCAGAAUUCCGGUCAAUAGGCGUUAUAUUUUGCGUGUAGCCUUGAAUCCGGAAUAUAAAUUGGGCGAGAGAUCCUUUGAGAAUAAUGGAGCCGAGUGCAUACUCGAUUAUACGGGAGUUCAUGGAACUACCAGGAUAUCCAGAUGCAAAAGAUCGCCAUUGUGGUUUAGAAUUUAGUUAACACCGUCACCACCGUCAAUGUGAUUAAAUCACAUUUCUAAAUACAUGUUGCAUACUUUUGGGCGGCCCUAGUAAUAAUUACUCUUAAUUUAAGUCAACUUUUAGUUAAUAUUUCACGAUUUCUCUUUGAUUUUCAAAUCAUACAAUUUUAAAGAAAGAAACUUUUGCCAUCAAUUUGGGGAUAAUUUAGAGACUGUGGGCUUGGAUGAGGAAAUCUUCUAACUUCUUAAAAAAAGGAUCCUCUUUAUAUUUUAAAGACUUGAGUUAAAUUACAACUAAACACCCGCUAAUUGAUGGAUAUAUAUAAAUGGCAUUAAAGAUUUGAAAUACACUUUUCUUUCUGUAGUUAAAUAUAUUUAUUGUUUGUU
Drosophila willistoni is the source of this 1493-nucleotide messenger RNA. RefSeq names its product lysyl oxidase homolog 2A (gene Loxl1). Bases 19 to 1122 code for a protein of 367 amino acids. Lineage: Eukaryota; Metazoa; Arthropoda; Insecta; Diptera; Drosophilidae. Gene Ontology annotation, molecular function: copper ion binding; protein-lysine 6-oxidase activity. The record is from RefSeq and is a predicted model, not a curated record. Gene Ontology annotation, cellular component: membrane. The transcript has 2 exons. Gene Ontology annotation, biological process: peptidyl-lysine oxidation.